Metopolophium dirhodum (rose-grain aphid) is the source of this 751-nucleotide messenger RNA. RefSeq names its product MICOS complex subunit MIC13 homolog QIL1 (gene QIL1). NCBI's taxonomy places the organism in Eukaryota, Metazoa, Arthropoda, Insecta, Hemiptera, Aphididae. The transcript has 3 exons. The coding region runs from base 154 to 510 and encodes 118 amino acids. The record is from RefSeq and is a predicted model, not a curated record. Gene Ontology annotation, cellular component: mitochondrial crista junction; MICOS complex. Gene Ontology annotation, biological process: cristae formation.
CGACUGUGCGAGGUGCGAGCACCGAGACUGCAAAGUUCGAAACGAACUUACAAACUAAUAAGUUUAAUCUUAAUAUCUUAUUGUGAUUUUUAAUUUACCUAUAAAAGUAUAGAACAUUAAUUUUAUAUAGAUUUGUAAAAACUAGUUUCAAAUAUGAGUAAACUAAACAAAUUCAUAAGUUACACUAUAAGAGGAGCAUUAUUUGGAGCAACAAUAUUUGGUUCAUCAGAAUUAGGUAUAUGGAAAGAUGGUGAAACAUCACGUGAAGUAGCAAAAAUCAUCAUUGCAAUUUUGACACCUAUUGCCAAAAAAGCAGAGUCUGAAAUGCCAGCACAAGUAAAAUCAUUGCCAUCUGUAGAAAAUUUAAAAUCCACAUCUACGGCGUGUUGGAAUAAAGGUGUGUACAACGCUGGCGAGUUUGUUAUUGAUGUACCUAACAAAUGUGUCGUUGCAGCGAAUAAAGCGUAUCAAUUGGUUGAGAUACAAGUGAAUAAAUCUAAAGAAAAUUAACAAUGAUCUAUUAUCAUAUAACGUAAAUAAAACGAUAUAUCGUGCUAAUAUUCAAUAGCAAUUUGUUACGUAACUAUUUAUAAUUAUUUGUUUUUGUAAGACAUCGAGUAGAUAAUUUGUUAAAUUGUUUUCUCCUUCUACCAUAUUUAAAUCCUUCAAUAUUAAACAAUUAUAAUUAUAAAAUAAUUAGUUUUGAUUAUCAAAUAUAACAUUGGCCCUCAAUGUAUUUAUGCCAUUUAAA